AUGUCAGCCGCGCUACGUAGACAGAACACAGAAACUCUGUUCUCGUUCGAGAUUUUAGUGGAGUACAUCCGAGUUAACGAGCAAGUGAAGGUUUCCAGCGAACUGGCUCUCGGCGUGCGACUCCUGGAUUUCCCAACGCUGAUCAUAUAUCAAAGCGAUCCGAAUGGCGCCCAAGUUGGGCAGCCCGGACAUUCCGGGGGCGCCUACCGAGAAAGAGACCCACGACAAAUCUCACCUCCACCCGGAGGUGAAUAUUCGUUUUACAAAGGGAAAUCUUGUUUGUUCAAGAUGGGUCUGGACUCGCUGCUCGCUCAUCUGUCACACACCCCUCUCUAUGCCACGGUGUUGGACGUGCAAGGUGAGAUUCCAAAGCUUGUUGGGACUUUCUUGAUCUCGUUGGCAAACGUGGUGGGCGGAGUCAGGUGGGAUUUGAAUUCUCGCGGCAUUUCCACUGCCACCUCUGGAGGAGAGAGGGGACUUGUUGACAUUCUUGAUCUCACGGGAAAUAAGAUCGGAUUCGUUUCCUUGAGGUAUAAACUUUCAAGUCUCGGAGUUAGUCAAUUGCCACAUACCUCAGAGAACAAGGUAUGGGAGUUGGAUGGCGCACGUGUGAGAAAACGGGUGGAAAAGGACAUAGAGAAUGCUGACAUGACCAAAGAGCCGUUACUGAUUGAGUCUGGCCAGAUGCAGUCAACCAAGCAGGACAGCAAGUCUGAUCUUUGUAAAGAAAUUCAAAUGAAUAGACAGUCAAAUGAGGAGAUGCUGAAACUGGAGGCAAAGCAGGGGGGUAUUGUCUCUGUUGCCGCACAGAUAGAACAAAAGCCUAGAAACAAAAUGCACCAAUCUCUCCAAGUAAGGGAAUCCAUAUUAGAGGAGGAUGUAAAUGUGUUUUAUCCCCCACAUCUCCUCUACUGUAGUUCUGAUGAGAAGAAGAGCAAAAGUGAGUCAAUGGAUUACAGUUUAUUGAAACCAGACCUGGAGUCUCUUUUAGUUGAAGAUACGUGGUCAGAGGAUGAGACAUGUCUAAGCGAAAUAGCAGGCCUGAGACCUCCUCUGACAGACCAACGAGUGAGACACGAUGCGAAAACAGCAAGGAGCCAAAAACACCAAGAAACAAAUGGAAUGACUCCAAAUGUCCUUGGGGAGACCCUAAGACAACUGCCUCUAUUAAAUGCUCUUCUUAUUGAGCUGUCACAAUUGAAUGGCCAAAGGCAGCAACAGCCCCUGUCUAUUCAUCCCAAUCUGGCAUGGCUUUACCAACCCUCCACAGAGCCUUCAGUUGGGCCUGUAAACACGCCAACAAAGGCACAGAUGAAACCAAUACAAAGCCAAGUGGGUACUCCCAGAUUAAAAGAUGUUCAUUCCCCUAAAGGUUUUUCCACCCCUUAUGUUGGAGCUGUAUCUCAAAAACACAGUAAAAGCACAAAGAAGGAAGAUGUUUUCCUUGACAGACAACCCUCCAGUAUAUCUUCCAAAAGGAAGCUAGUGUACGGAACAACUAAAACAUUUCGGCUCAGGCUGCAGCAAAGUUCAUCUGGUCACUUGAAACGUCAUGAGUGCUUAGGAGCACACACAGAAAUAAAGACCAGUAUGACUAAAGAUAAAACAUCAGAUGCAAAUAAAAAGAAAUUGAAGCACAGCAAAAAGAAAAACAACCACAGCAGCUCCUGCCUUGAUGACAGUAUUAACACAGUGAUGAGAAACAUUGCGGGUGACUCUGCGCUACAAGAAACUAACAGACAGGAAAACAAAAAUGAGGAUGCAAAUAAAUCUCGGCACUUUGAAGCGGGGACGGCCCUCUGUAAGAGAGACGGUGACUCCAAACAUCUUAGGGAAACAUCUUCAAAUUCUGAAGGAGAAGCUAAGUCAAUUCACAUUCCCUGUGUGGACGACGGAGACAGCACAUAUAACAUGGACAGAAAUAACCAUCACAGUGAAUCAUAUCAAAACCACCCUGAGUCUGACAAGAACCGAAAGAAAACAAAAACUUGGGGAAACAGCAGACUCAGCAGCCCCAAAACCACCCAUUCAGACUCCAGCAGAGGGGAAAAGGAGGAAGACGAGUACAUUGAUGACUUCACCAGUCUUGAGCCCAGCGACGGGUACUCUCCAGAGCCCCUCGAUGUGUACUCCCCUGACCCUCUGAGCAGCCCUGAGCCCGCUUUAGCAAAGACGCAGAAGUCUUCUGUCUGUGGCGACCUCUGUGAUUCCGACGGCACCGCUGAAGGGAUCCGGAAGAGCAAGGCCUUUCCCGUGCCUGUUAAAACCCACAGCUCUCCGCAGCGAUCUCUAAAGGCUACCCACAUCAUUCGCCCCCGAGCCCAUGCCUCGGCACUCGGCAUUUCCUCAGAUAACGACGACUUAGAUGUGCCCACUUCCAUCCGAACUGCGCAUUCCAAAGAUCAGACGAUAAAUAAACGCAUCGCGAAGAGAAGCCCCCCCGCCGAAAGCCUCGGCUCCUCGGGAAGCAAACAGGGUCACUCAACCAUGAGACGUGCUGCAGCUAGAGGAUUUUCUUCAGACACAACAUCGUCCUUUGAACCACAGGAGGCUGCGGAGCUGGAGGAUGAGCUCGCUGCUCUACAUUUCAAAGGCCAGUACCAACACAUCUCUGCGCUAGUGGCUAACAAGCUCCCUGGAUACACGAUGUAGAACUCCAA
Molecule: messenger RNA, 2660 nt
Organism: Lampris incognitus (smalleye Pacific opah)
Lineage: Eukaryota; Metazoa; Chordata; Actinopteri; Lampriformes; Lampridae
Gene: map10
Product: microtubule associated protein 10
Exons: 1
Coding region: 1-2652 (883 amino acids)
Biological process (GO): cytoplasmic microtubule organization; mitotic spindle midzone assembly; positive regulation of cytokinesis
Cellular component (GO): mitotic spindle pole; centrosome; cytoplasmic microtubule
Molecular function (GO): microtubule binding
Source: RefSeq, a predicted model, not a curated record